ACGGUACACACUCAAGAUAUAAAAAGCACGUCGGAUCGAUUAGACUAGAGUACAUACUGGCAACAGUUUCUCUUACUCCCUCUCCCUCUCCCUCUUCAUAUUCGCCUUUUGACCACGCCAGACUUCUUGUCGCAACCACGAACUCCGUUGUUUUCGCCCAACUAUCUUAGGGACUAUAACCACACCAUCGACUAAUCAUCAUUGUGGACAACUUCGCUUUUGCGCUCAAACUACCGGCUUUCGUCCACACUGCGUCUCCCUACCAACUACCUCCAUCCCUCUCCACUAGACUGUCGACCUUGAUUUGUUCCUCUAUGGCUACUCCCGCUUCCGAUGUCCCUAGGCAAUACGUGCCUUUAACCUGCCAUGGCCACUCGCGCCCCGUCCCUCAUAUCAGCUUCUCGCCGCUUGAGAAAGAAGAUACGUACUACUUGAUCUCGGCUUGCAAGGAUGGUAACCCUAUGCUUCGUGAUGGUCAGACUGGCGACUGGAUCGGCACCUUUAUCGGUCACAAGGGUGCCGUGUGGCAGGCCAGACUAAGUCCUGAUGCCAGCACAGCUGCUACCGCUUCUGCUGAUUUCACUGCCAAAAUCUGGGACACCCACACUGGUGAACUACUUUGUACCCUUCAGCACGAUCACAUUGUCCGUGCCAUCGCAUAUCCUCCUGAUAGCUCCGAUCUUCUUGCAACUGGUGGUAUGGAGAAGAAGCUCCGCAUCUUUGACCUAACCAGCGUGAAGCCACAAGACACUGGCGACGUGGUAGCCCAGACAAUUCCUGCCUCAUCGGGGUUUGAAAUUGGAAAAGAUAUCCAUACGGCCUUGAUCAAAUUCAUUGUUUGGACUAGGGAUCCCAAUAUUUUGAUUACAGCCUCUAACAACGUCCUACGAUGGUUCGACCUCCGCACUCGAGAAGUUGUCAAGCAAGAGAUCUUGGAUGGAGAGAUUGGCUCCUGUGAGCUUUGUGGCUUGGCCCCUGAGUUGAUGUCUCGGACGGACAUUGGUGAAGGCUUGCCUGUGCUGGCAGUUGCUGCGGGAAAAUAUGUCUAUUUUUGGGGUGGAAUGAAUGCCACCAACGAAUUGAAGCGUCUCAAAAUGGACUACCAAGUUGCCAGUGUUGCUGUGGACCCCAAGGGCAGAAAGGUUGUCGUUGGGGAAGACAAACCCGCAACAUGGGCCAGAGUUUAUGGAUGGGAUGAUGGUGUCGAAAUUGAUAUUCACAAAGGCCACCAUGGUCCUGUCUGGUCGGUUGCGUUUUCUCCAGAUGGCAAGCUUUACGCAACAGGCUCAGAAGACGGUACUAUCAAGAUGUGGAAGAACUGCGAGGGGUUCUACGGGCUCUGGCGCGGUGGAGCAGGAGGAAAUGGAAACGGAGGUGGACCUGAACGAUAUGCUGAUUAGAAUGCUGUGUUGUCUGAAGGUCCGCCUUCGAUUCCAGCCAUCUCGAGCUGUGAGGCCCAUGACACAUCGUCAUCUGGCAACUCGCCCUGGGAUGCUAUCCCCAUCUUCCCAACGUUGAAGAGCAACUAGUAUCAUUGUGUGGUAUAGUCAGAGCCCGAGUUGGGAGUGGGGGUUGGGUUUGUGGCUAGCUUGCAUCAAGCAGUGAGUCAGUCAGCGUAGCAUUCCCAGUCAAGCUCUCAACCUCGUACCUUCAGUCUGACAGAGCCAGUAAGCUAACUGUGUUCUAAAAGGUCAGAAUUAUCAGGUACCAAACCCAUCGAGCUUUUAAGUUGUC
Molecule: messenger RNA, 1734 nt
Organism: Xylaria bambusicola
Lineage: Eukaryota; Fungi; Ascomycota; Sordariomycetes; Xylariales; Xylariaceae
Product: WD40-repeat-containing domain protein
Exons: 4
Coding region: 315-1400 (361 amino acids)
Biological process (GO): spliceosomal snRNP assembly
Cellular component (GO): SMN complex
Molecular function (GO): protein binding; RNA binding
Source: RefSeq, a predicted model, not a curated record